Molecule: messenger RNA, 1441 nt
Organism: Orcinus orca (killer whale)
Lineage: Eukaryota; Metazoa; Chordata; Mammalia; Artiodactyla; Delphinidae
Product: translation initiation factor IF-2-like
Exons: 5
Coding region: 1-660 (219 amino acids)
Source: RefSeq, a predicted model, not a curated record
AUGGAUUUAAAAGACCAUAGCCAGCGGGCAGCGGCGGGCGGAACGACCGAGGGGCGGCGCGGGCUGGGCGGCGGGUGCUGGGGUCCGUGCUUCCCCGUGGUGGAGGGCUGGGGUUCGCCGGAGACGCCGGGUUGCUCCGCGUUGCCAGGUUACCGAGCGCGUGCCCCGCGCCCGCUCUUCCGCCCGGGCCGCCCUCGGCGCUGCCUGAGCCGUGGGCGCUGCGUGCGGGACUCUCGUCGCUCGUGGACGGGGUGCGAGCGCGCGGCGGACGUAGGGCGCCGACCUGGGGCUCCCCGGCGCUCCGGCUCCGCUCAGGGCGCCCGCUCAGGGGCCUCCGGCGCGAGGCCCCCUUCCUGGUCAAGAUGGCGGCGCCCAGGCGGACCGCGCCGAGAUGAGCUGGAGCUGGGCCCGGAGAGGGACGAGUCUGCCACGCCCAGGACUUGGACCCCGGGCUGGUCUCCAGUCUCCCGGGGAGCGGCGGGUGGGGAAAAUGUACCAGCGUGUAUGCCUACUGGGACCACGUUUUCCAGAACAGUUAAGCCCAGUGUCAACUAUGCUGUCCCACCUUCCUCGACAUCUGCAGAUAUUUAUUUGAAUUUUGUUGAAUUGUUCUCAUCAAUAGGGUGUCCAGAGAAGGUAACUACUUUGCCCACGUCCUAAACUGGUAAGUAACAGAUUAAGAAUUCAAGUCUAGGAAGUCUGAUUCCAGAGCCCACACCUCUACCCUUUCUGCAUGUAGAGAGGAGUAAAGGGUUGUCAGUGAAGCCUUCCUGGGGGUCCUGGCCUCUGAGUGUAGAUAGAAGGAUGAGUGGACAUAAAGAUCAUUAUUUGUGUGUGGUGGGGGUAGGGGAGGAAGUAUGAGGGCUUCCAGAAGAGCCCGCCCUCCCCAUGCAUCUGCUAUAAGCAAGUCUGAUGAUCAGGAGUCCGGAACAUGAGUAUGACUAUGGGAUACUGAGAAGGGUUCUAGAACCCUGAGGUGAGAGUUCUGGAUCAGUUAGUAGGUAACAGAAAGUGAAUGAGUGAUUUACCUUACUUUCCACGGGUAGCAGGAAGUUUGGAGAUAGACCCUCUAGCGUUAGUCCAGCUGCUGAAGGGCAUCACCAGGGGACUGGGUUGCUUCGCUGUUCCAGCUUCCACAUCUCUAGCAUGUCCACAUAGCUUCAAAGUGACCCCAGAAUCUCCAAUAGUGUUCCAACAAUUUGGGCAGGAAGAAAGAAAAGGAAAAAAAAAAGAAAUUAGGUAAGAAAAAAAAGGCAGUGUCUAACUCAGAGAGCAAAUAUUUUACCACAGAUGGUCAACAGACUUGCACUUAGAUCUCAUCAGCUCGGAUUUUAAACUGGCCACCUUAGCCUUAAGGAUAAUGGGGUCUCCUAAACCAGGGCUCUGAUAGUAAGGAAUAAGGAGAGAGUGGUACUGCUUAGCAGUGCCUGCUGUCCCAAAC